This is a messenger RNA of Aphanomyces invadans, 1393 nucleotides long. RefSeq lists its product as hypothetical. The transcript has 2 exons. Bases 39 to 1220 code for a protein of 393 amino acids. The record is from RefSeq and is a predicted model, not a curated record. Lineage: Eukaryota; Oomycota; Saprolegniomycetes; Saprolegniales; Verrucalvaceae.
CAACAGAUGCCCGAGCAACGAACUGCGACGCUUCAACGAUGCCGAACCAGGAGGACGGGGAGCAGCCUACGGAAGCGCCAACGUUCGAAGAAGUAUGGAGCGCCAUGCCUUCUGGAUUUGCCGGAAGCCUGUUCAACUGUCUCGAACGAUGCGAUCAACUCCACUUGAUGCAAGUGAGUUCUCGACUUGCGAUGGACUCGAAACGAGACGAGUUGUGGGAAAUGGUGGCGCUGGAGCGAUUUGGAUUGAACCGUGAGGAAUUUCAAUGUGGGUGGUGGAAGACAUGUGUCCAAUUGUACCAUUACCUGGACGACUCGGUCGCGCUCUGCACGUAUGUGCAGCAACAGAAUGCGUUCAGCUUGGGCUAUAUCAAUCGCGACAUCAAAGAACGCAUUCAACACCAGCUUUUAUCGAUGAUUGAGUUGACGUCGAAUGGUCGGGACAUCGGGAGCCGUCGUCACUUGUUUCGCCUGCAUGUCAUCAAGUACUUGGUUCGACUCCUGAGUUGCACCAUCAUGGGAAUUCGCGAUUUGGUGUGUGGGGCCCUGGCGAAUCUUAUUUGCAUUCAAAAUGGCAACGGUACAUCCACUGGUGCUGCGAAGUCAAAUGACGAUUUGCGCGAGUGCAUGAGCCAUGCAAUUGAACAAUGUCGCGGGGACAGACAAUUGAAAGACUUGCUGUUGUCCCCUCAAGUGUGCGAAUGCGGGCCAGGGCCAACUAAGCAUGCGGCUCGAGUGCUCUUAAACAUGACGUUUCCAGCCGACCAAGUGCUUUGCGGCGCCAAGGAUAUUUGGGAAGGCUACAUUGCGGCAAAAUCAAACCAUCCCACCGUCGACGACGAACUGUGUUUUCACCAUCACACGACGUCGAGUUGGCAAAUCACGUACCGCCAUGGCAGCGGAAGGGUGUACCGAAAUGCUGCCGUCAAUUGGACAGUGUCGCAACGUGGUGCGUUGCAAGGCACUGGCCGCACCGACGAGCCGGAAGCACCGUUGACGUUGGAAGGGUACAUUCACUCGAGACCGGGAAUACACAACGUCGAAUUUACGGUGGCAUUUGGCAACCGAGGCAAGCCAUACGGACCGUUACCGAUAGCGCACAUUGCGUUCUGGUCGUCCAAGCAACAAGACAAAAUGUGGGGGGUGUGGGAGGUCGGCUCUUCCCCAGACCAGUACAAACUGGGGACCGGUGGCGUGUUUUGCAUGACUCGCGUGUCGUAGUAGAAGGCAUCGCCAUUGCCAUUCAAACGUGGCAUGUGCGAAACGUCGACAUCGUCGCAUCAACUGCAAAAAUCACAGAUAUCCGAAAUAUCGCGGACGAAAUAUCCUUUCCGUUCAUAUUAUGAAGAAAAUAACUCUGGCCUCCAAGACGUAAUUUAUCCACCAAAUCUUUC